AUUAAGGUUAAUACUUGCAACUUUGCAAGUCAACUCGUGAGUAUGGGGUUUGAAGUUGCAGAAAAAUAAAACAUAACAUUUGUUUGUUGUUAAACAUGAAAUGCUUGUUUAGUUCAUUUUUCCAUGACUGUAAUCUCUCAUAAUAUAAAAUGUCUUCCAAAAGUGAACUAAAGAAAUUAUCAGAAGAGAGCUUAACUCGCCAACCUGAAGAAGUUUUUGAUAUAAUAUGCAAGUUAGGUGAGGGAUCAUAUGGGAGUGUAUAUAAGGCACUCCACAAAGAAUCUGGCCAAGUAUUAGCAAUAAAACAAGUACCUGUGGAUACAGAUCUUCAAGAAAUAAUCAAAGAAAUCUCAAUCAUGCAACAAUGUGACAGUCCAUUUGUAGUUAAGUACUAUGGAAGUUACUUCAAAAACACUGAUCUUUGGAUUGUUAUGGAAUAUUGUGGUGCUGGGUCUGUAUCUGACAUAAUGAGACUUCGCAAAAAAACAUUGACUGAAGAUGAAAUUGCCACAAUUUUAUCUGAUACUCUGAAGGGACUAGAAUAUUUACAUUUGAGAAGAAAGAUCCACAGAGAUAUUAAAGCUGGGAAUAUUUUAUUGAAUUCUGAAGGGCAUGCCAAGUUAGCUGAUUUUGGUGUGGCUGGACAAUUGACUGAUACCAUGGCCAAAAGAAAUACUGUGAUUGGGACUCCAUUUUGGAUGGCACCAGAAGUAAUUCAAGAAAUAGGUUAUGACUGUGUUGCUGAUAUCUGGAGUCUUGGAAUUACUGCCUUAGAAAUGGCUGAGGGGAAACCACCCUAUGGAGAUAUUCAUCCUAUGAGGGCUAUCUUCAUGAUACCAACAAAACCACCUCCUUCUUUCAGAGAACCUGACAAGUGGAGCACAGAGUUUAUAGAUUUUGUCAAUGUUUGCCUAGUAAAGAAUCCAGAAGAACGUGCUAUAGCAACUGAACUAUUGUCACAUGAGUUCAUAGGAAAUGCCAAAGCACCUAGCCUUCUGAGCACUAUGAUACAGGAAGCUCAUGAAAUAAGGGAAAAUCAAAGUUACAAGAAUAUGAAUUCAGUGGCAAAUAUGCAGGGGCUCAAUAAGAAUAUCACUGAGGAAUCUGAUGAUGAAGUGGCCUUAGGUAACCAAACCAUGGUGCAAUGUACAGAUGAUGGAACAUUGGUACCUAAUAAAGCUGGUACACUUGUACCGACUUCUCCUAGUGGAACAUUGGUAGAGCUUGAAUCAGAAUUGGGAACCAUGGUCAUCAAUAGUGAUGUAGAUGAUCAAACGAUGAAGAGGCAUGACACUGGUUCCAGUCAGGGAGGGAACAAAUAUCGGCCAAUGUUUUUGGACCAUUUUGACAAAAAAGAUGCAGAAGUUAAGCAGGGUAAUGGUGUUUCAAGCCCCAUAACAUUGGAGAAUCAAGAUGUUACUAUUGAUGAACAACAAAAUCACAAGAGCCACAUUCAGGUACAGGUUACCCAAGUACCUCCACCACAAACACCAGAACAAAAACCACAGUACAAUCAAUCAUUUUCGGAUGGAGAUUUUGAAUUUUUGAAAUACUUGAGUUUCGAAGAACUGCAACAAAGAAUGAAUACUCUAGACUCUGACAUGGAGAGAGAGAUAGACGAACUGCGCAAAAAAUAUCAAAUCAAACGACAACCAAUCCUGGAUGCAAUGGAUACAAAGAGGAAGAGAUCGCAAAACUUUUGAAUGUAGUACAUCAGUGCUGCAAUGGGGUGCUCAAAAAGUUACGUUUUAUUCAUUUUUAUACCCACUUGCCAUGUUAGAUUCUUUUAUUUGAUCUUAUGUUUGAGCAGCGCAGUGUCUCAGCAAUGUAUGACAAAUUGUUGUAUGGAUGCUUGAUAAGGACCAUAUUGAUUCUAUAUCUGGAGGUUUUGUGAUCUAUGAUGGUAUUCAUGAUGAAAUGGGAUUUGCAGAUUCCCAUGAAUCCUCAGUUUCUCAUUACUUAGUUGCCAUCUUCAGCAACUAAUUUGUGGAAUAUAUUUUGUGGUCAUUUGUGUUAUAAUGGCUAUUCAAAGGAGUCCCAUCUGAAAGUAGAAUAAAUUAUGUUGUAAAUGUCAUAUGAAUAGUAGGUAUUGAUUUUAAAGUACCUAUGAUGAUGCUAUAUUUUAUUGUUUGAUUUAGUCAGUUUCUGAUUGGUUUAAUUUGCAAGAGAUUUCAUCUUUUGAAAUUGACACAAAAUUCAAUAUUUGAAUCUCUUGAACACUUUAAUAGUUUGUCAUCUGAAUAUUAUGGAUAUGGAUUCAUGGUAAUCUGCAGACUCUUUCAUUUGAAAAAUAAUACUCUUUACUGUGCUGCCUUAAUUUUCUUUCAACAAAAUAAAAAGAACUCAAGCAUUC
Messenger RNA from Phaedon cochleariae (mustard beetle), 2353 nucleotides. NCBI's taxonomy places the organism in Eukaryota, Metazoa, Arthropoda, Insecta, Coleoptera, Chrysomelidae. The record is from the annotation of a GenBank genome assembly.